CAGACGCUUAACCAUCUGAGCCACCCAGGCGCCCGGCAUUACCUCUUUAGAUAAGAGAUCAGUACAGUCCCCAGAGAGGAGGGAGGUAGCCGGAGCACCCUGAAGCUAGGGACUAGUUCUCGAUAGGAUUAGAAAUACUUCAACAAAUUUCUCUAAUCCAUACAACCGUACUGGUGCAUAUCUACUGAAUGUGAGCCCCAGAUAGGAACUUCCUGAGAUGGCCUUAUUCUCUUUUGGUUUGUUGGAGCCAUAGGGACCUUACUAGAAUGUGAGCUACAGAACAGCAGAGGCAGGUCUCUAGUUCAGUGCUGCAUCCCUAGGGCUUAGAACAGUACCUGGAGGAUUGGAGGAGGCUCAAUAAAUGUUUCUCAAAUGAAUAGGCAUACUGGGAACCCAAAGUCCAUUCUUGGGGUCCUUUCACUCUUCAUCUCCUUGCACGUGCUCUCCCCCUCAAAUCCAUGCUCCACACCAGCCCUCAUUACAACCUAAUAUGAGAAUUGGAUUCUGUCAUUCUCCUGCACAAGAUAUUUGAUGCCUUUCCUCUGCACAAAAUACCAUUCUUCCCAGUGUUAUUAGCAAUUGAAUUGCUACUUCUUCAAAGUCCCGAUCAGAUUUUGCCUAUUUCUGUAUUACUUUCUGAGGCAGAAUUAAUCUCUCUCCACUGAAUAUUGUGAUAGUGUUUGCCCUCACUCACUAGACAGUAAGCUCCUUAGGACAGGGACUGUGUCUUAUUCAUUUCUGUACCUUUAGCCCAUAGCCCAGUGCUGGACAUAGUAGAUGCUAAAUAAAUAUUUGUUAAAUAUAAGAGUGAGUGGUAUUCCCAGCAGUGAGAACUAGAUGAACAAAGGUGGUCAAAGGUCUGGGGGGAAAAAUGAAUAGUUUAAUUUGGCUGGAGUAUGAGGGAGAAUAGUAGGAGAUAAAAUGGAACGGUUUCUUGGGUAAGAUUUUGAAGGGCUUGAAAGUCAACUGCAGGAAGAAGAUGGGCAGAUGGAAGCCAAUGAAGGUUUUUGAGCAGAGGUGUAAUGUGAAAAAUAAAUUUAGUUUAAAGCCAUCACAGUCCCUCUCUUACAUAUACUCAGUUUUUCAUUUAUACUCAGAUUCACCUCCCACCUAUCUCUCUGUCCACCCACUCCCAGGCUUCCCCAACAGCUUGUCCUACCCCUUUAUCUGCUCCCUGGCUAGGCCAGGGAUAUAUCCAUGGGCUGCUUCCCCUCUCAGCCAGAGGCUGUGGGGCCCCCAACUCCCUGUCUUUCCCCUUCUCUUCCUGGGGCUGGGAAGCAGGCCAGGGUUAGCUGAGGCUGGCUGGUGAGCAGCUGGGCAGUGCCAGGGAGAGCCUGUGUAGUGCCAGGUGGUGCCUUGGGUUCCAGGCUGAGCCUGUGACCCCGAUAACCUCCUGCCUGUGCACACACCUGCCUCUCACACCACCCCCAUCCAGGCUUUGGUAUCGGGGAAGGGGCACAGGGCCAGGCAGACCCACAGGACUUUGGCUCCAUCUCUACAAAAGGGCCCUCUGUGAGUCAGCCUGCUCCCCUCCAGGCUUGCUCCUCCCCACCCAGCUCCUGUUUCCGAUGCACGUACAGCCCGUACACACCGUGUCUGGGACACCCCGCAGUCAGCCACAUGGCUCCCCUGUGCCCCAGUCCCCGGCUCCCUCUGUCGAUCCCAGCCCCUUCUCCGGGCCCUGCCGUGCAGCUGCUGCUGGUACUGCUGCUCCUGGUGCCUGCCCAUCCCCAGAGCCUGUCCCGGAUGCAGGGGUCGGCCGGGCUGGGAGGAGAUUCAUCUGGGGAAGAUGAUCAGCUGGAUGAGGAAAACCUACCCAGUGAAGAGGACCCACCAGGAGAGGAGGACCCACCUGGAGAGGAGGAUCCAUCUGGAAUGAAGACUGAACCAGGAAAAGAGGACUCUCUGAAGUUAGAGGAUUUGCCUACUGUUCAGGCACCCAGGGACCCCCCCGACUCCCAGAAUAAUGCCCACAGGCACAACAAAGGGGAUGACCACGGUCAUUGGCGCUAUGGAGGUGAGACACCCACGCCCUGCACACCCAACCUGGUCACCCUGCUCUGCUGCUGUGAGCCCCCAGCCAUCCCGAACUCUGCUCCUGGGCGUCCCACCCACUGCAUCCUUGUCUGCCAGUCCCCGCACCGACGGCUCCCUGUCUCUGUCCACAACCCUGAUUUCUAUUUCCCGCCCUAUGCCUUCUCACUCCACCCCCUCACUUUUUCCUUUUUUUUUGUUGGCCCUCUGGGCUCAGCUGCCUCUUCCCUCGCAGUGCAGCUGAUUCUGCCUCCGGGGCUGGAGAUGGCCCUGGGCCCCGGGCAGGAGUACCGGGCCCUGCAGUUGCAUCUGCACUGGGGGGCUGCGGGUCGCCCGGGCUCGGAGCACACGGUUGACGGUCACCGUUUCCCAGCCGAGAUCCAUGUGGUUCACCUCAGCACUGCAUUUGCCAAAGUUGAUGAGGCCUUGGGACGUCCGGGGGGGCUGGCCGUGUUGGCCGCUUUUCUUCAGGAGGGCCCAGAAGAAAACAGUGCCUAUGAGCAGCUGCUGUCACAUUUGGAAGAAAUCACUGAGGAAGACUCAGAGACUUGGGUCCCAGGACUGGACGUAUCUGCACUGCUGCCUGCUGACCUCAGCCGCUACUUCCGCUACGAGGGGUCUCUAACCACACCCCCCUGUGCCCAGGGGGUCAUCUGGACUGUGUUCAACCAGACAGUGAGGCUGAGCGCUAAGCAGCUCCACACCCUCUCUGGCUCCCUGUGGGGACCUGAUGACUCUCGGCUACAGCUGAACUUCCGAGCCACGCAGCCUUUGAAUGGACGAAUGAUCGAGGCCUCCUUCCCCACUGAAGUGGAGAGCAGCCCCAGGACUGUUGAGCCAGUCCACCUGAAUUCCUGCCUUGCUGCUGGUGACAUCCUGGCCCUGGUUUUUGGCCUCCUCUUUGCAGUCACCAGCAUUGCCUUCCUUGUGCAAAUGAGAAGGCAGCAAAGACUCCGAAGUGGGACCAAAGGGAACGUUAGCUACCACCCAGCAGAGGUCACGGAGACUGUUGCCUAGAGGCCUUGGAACUGGGAGAAUGUGCAGAGAAGCCAGCCAGAAGAAUCUGAGGGCGAGCGGGAGAUUUUGUCCUGUCCUACCCUUUAUACCACUUCCUUUUUUAGGUCCAAAUAUUUUUUUAAAUAAAUGUUUCUAAUAAAAUAUGUGGAAGGCAGCUUUGUUCCCCAAA
This is a messenger RNA of Leptonychotes weddellii (Weddell seal), 3220 nucleotides long. The record is from RefSeq and is a predicted model, not a curated record. Lineage: Eukaryota; Metazoa; Chordata; Mammalia; Carnivora; Phocidae.